Molecule: messenger RNA, 1066 nt
Organism: Lucilia cuprina (Australian sheep blowfly)
Lineage: Eukaryota; Metazoa; Arthropoda; Insecta; Diptera; Calliphoridae
Product: nucleolin 2
Exons: 1
Coding region: 89-967 (292 amino acids)
Source: RefSeq, a predicted model, not a curated record
AUGCUCAGUUAAAUCAUUUAAACUGUGGGAGUAAAAAGAAGGAACAACCUUCUGCGAACACAACGCCAACAGCACCAAACCAAUAAAAAUGAAUUGCAAACUUUUACUAGCUUUGUGUGCCGUCAUCUGUAUUGCCGGUUCAUUGGAGGCAGCCUCUUUAAGAGGAACUGUAGAAAAGAAUACGAAAGCAGCAGUAGUACAUAAAUUGGAUUAUGAAGGUGUAGAGGCAAAUGUAAGAAGUGCUCGUCAGACUUAUCCUCAAGAAGAUUCCAGUGAAGAUUCAGAUGAAGACGAUGAAGAAGAUGAUGCUGAGGCCCAACAUCAAAAUGCUAUAAGACGUCAACAGGCCUACGAACAGUCGGUCAAUGAGUCCCAAGAAGGUAGUGAUGAGGACGAUGAUGAUGAUGCUGCUGAUAACGAGGCAGAUGAUGAUGACGAUGAUUUUUAUGGUCGCAGAAUAAGACGUGAUGUUUCUGAGGCUGUUAGCCAUAAUAAAAUUGAGGAAGAGGCUAAACCCUCUGAAGAUAAGGAAAAACAACCUGCUGAAGAAACGACCGCCAACAGUGAAACUCCUGCUGCCGCUCCCGCUGCCACCACCUCAGGUUCUUCCAAUACCUCGGUUUUAAUCAUGAUCCGUGAUGCCAUUAAGAAAGUCACCGAAUUACCUAAUACCCAACAAGUUGCCACCAGUGCUCAACAAUAUUUCCAACUUUUCGAACAUUUCCUACAACAAACCAUCGAACAAGUCAUCGGUGAUGAUGACGAUGAAGAUGAGACUGAAUCCACCACUAUUACUCCCGAAAGUGAAAAAGAAACCGAAACCGAAUCAACUGAUAAGGCAAAUGAAAAUGGUGAAAAGACAACCGACAAUGAAACCAGUGAUAAGGAAACUUCUGCCGAACAUGUUGCAGUUCCACCACAACCUGAAAAAGUUGAGGAAGCUGCAGCCAAUGAAAUCAAAGCUUAAGUAGUCAUUCUAUAUAAAUUGUUAUAAAUUAUUAUUAAUUAGUUAGUACAAUUAAUUUAUUUAUUGAAAUAUAUUUAUUAUUUAUUUAUAACGUAAAAA